AUGUCGGGUGAAAGUAGUUCACAGGACCUUCUGGUGAAGGUGCAGAAGAAGGUUCUUGGGAAAAUGGUGGGGAAAAACUCUAUCAAACUAGUUGUCGAUGAUAAUAUCUCCGUCGUGCUAGACGAUUUCUACAAGUGGGCAAAGAUCGAGUCGGGAAAAGCAACAGCAGAAAAACUGUUAAAAGACGCGAUCAAAUUGGUAGUUAAAACCGGAGUUCUAUUCCACAACAAGCAAAUCGAUCAGGGCGAAAUCAAAAACUGGGAAAUUCUGCGCUCGAAAAUCAACAAUAUUGCCAACACAAUUUGCUACUUUCACAGGACUCCGUUUACGUAUAAUAAAGACAUGCUCCACGGCCAACUUGACUCGGCCGACACUCUUCUCAAAACUGCAUUGAAGCCUCACGUGACAGAAAAAACCAUCGGCCGAGUAGAGAACGUGUUUGGCUGGCUAAAAAAGACCGAGCACCUCGAUUCUCUUUACUCGACGAAGCACGACGCGCUACGAGAGGACAUGAUUACCAAGCUCGAAGUCCUGCUUGAAAAAGACGGCAUCUAA
Oikopleura dioica is the source of this 555-nucleotide messenger RNA. Lineage: Eukaryota; Metazoa; Chordata; Appendicularia; Copelata; Oikopleuridae. The record is from the annotation of a GenBank genome assembly.